Molecule: messenger RNA, 423 nt
Organism: Saxophila tyrrhenica
Lineage: Eukaryota; Fungi; Ascomycota; Dothideomycetes; Mycosphaerellales; Extremaceae
Gene: QCR6
Product: ubiquinol--cytochrome-c reductase subunit 6
Exons: 5
Coding region: 1-423 (140 amino acids)
Biological process (GO): mitochondrial electron transport, ubiquinol to cytochrome c
Source: RefSeq, a predicted model, not a curated record
AUGGGGUUCUUGGACUAUCUCUCCGAUCUCUAUGACUCCAUAGCCAUCCAGCCGGCCGAGGCGGAGGAGCCGCAAAAGGACGACGGAGACUCUGGCGAAGAGGGAGGCGAGGAGAAGAGCGAAGACUCUAGCGAGGGCGGCGAGGAAGAAUCAGAGGAUGGCGGAGACGACGAGGAAGAGGAGGAGGAAGAGGAAGAAGAGGAAGAAGAGCCGGAGGACAUCAAGCCCAAGCUUGAAGAAGAAUGCAUGCGAACAGCACAAUGCGCGCCCCUCAAGCAUCACUACGAUGAGUGUGCCGAACGCGUGCAGCAGCAGGAGCAAGAACAUGGCAAGGCUCAGGAGGACUGUGUCGAAGAAUUCUUCCAUAUGAUGCACUGCGCUAGCCAGUGCGCCGCACCGAAGCUUUUCAAGCAGCUUCGAUAG